Balaenoptera ricei (Rice's whale) is the source of this 6069-nucleotide messenger RNA. Its product is annotated as ELKS/Rab6-interacting/CAST family member 1-like. NCBI's taxonomy places the organism in Eukaryota, Metazoa, Chordata, Mammalia, Artiodactyla, Balaenopteridae. Gene Ontology annotation, molecular function: structural constituent of presynaptic active zone. Gene Ontology annotation, biological process: maintenance of presynaptic active zone structure; neuromuscular synaptic transmission; regulation of synaptic plasticity. Gene Ontology annotation, cellular component: cytoskeleton of presynaptic active zone. The record is from RefSeq and is a predicted model, not a curated record.
CGGCGCCCGGCCGGCAGCGGCAGCGGCAGCGGCAGCGGCAGCCCUGAGCAGGGUGAGACGGCCGCGGUGGCGGCAGCUCGGGGUCGGGCGGCGCCUGGAGCUUCCCGCCCGUCGCUGGCGCUAGGCCCCUCGGCUCUCCUCCGCCCGCUCCUCCUCACGGCCCUGGCUGGGUCCCGGCAGCGCGCCCCCGGGGAGGGCGGAGCCGUAGGUGGAGGAGUUACUGAUGGCCAUGGAGAAGGUAAAACAGGAGCUGGAGUCCAUGAAGGCGAAGCUGUCCUGCACUCAGCAGUCACUGGCAGAGAAGGAAACUCAUGUGACCAACCUUCGGGCCGAGAGAAGAAAACACUUAGAGGAAGUUCUGGAGAUGAACACAUGCAAAUGACAGUCCAGGCUCUCCAGGAUGAAUUGCGGAUCCAGAGGGACCUAAACCAGCUGUUUCAACAGGAUAGUAACAGUAGGACUGGUGAGCCUUGCGUGGCAGAGCUGACGGAGGAGAACUUUCAGAGGCUGCACACUGAGCAUGAGCGGCAGGCCAAGGAGCUGUUCCUCCUUCGAAAGACUCUGGAGGAGAUGGAGCUGCGGAUUGAGACUCAGAAGCAAACCCUGAACGCUCGGGACGAAUCCAUCAAGAAGCUUCUGGAGAUGUUGCAGAGCAAGGGGCUUUCUGCUAAGGCUACUGAGGAGGACCAUGAGAGAACAAGGAGACUGGCAGAGGCAGAGAUGCAUGUCCACCACCUCGAAAGCCUUUUGGAGCAGAAGGAAAAAGAGAACGCUCUGUUGAGAGAGGAGAUGCAUCGGAGAUUUGAGAAUGCCCCCGAUUCUGCCAAAACUGAAGCUCUGCAAACUGUUAUCGAAAUGAAGGAUUCAAAAAUUUCCUCUAUGGAGCGUGGGCUCUGAGACUUGGAAGAGGAGAUUCAGAUGCUGAAAUCGAACGGGGCUUUGAGUACUGAAGAACGAGAGGAAGAAAUGAGGCAAAUGGAGGUCUAUCGGAGCCAUUCUAAAUUUAUGAAAAACAAGGUCAUGAUUGGUCAGGUGAAGCAGGAGCUGUCCAGAAAGGACAGAGAACUACUAGCCCUACAGACAAAGCUAGAAACACUCACCAACCAGUUCUCAGACAGCAAGCAGCACAUUGAAGUGCUGAAGGAGUCCUUGACUGCUAAGGAGUCGAGGGCUGCCAUCCUGCAGAACGAGGUGGAUGCUCUGCGGUUGCGUUUGGAAGAGAAGGAAACCAUGCUGAAUAAGAAGACAAAACAAAUCCAGGACAUGGCUGAGGAGAAGGGGACCCAAGCUGGAGAGAUCCAUGACCUCAAGGACAUGCUGGAUGUGAAGGAGCGGAAAGUUAAUGUCCUUCAGAAGAAGAUUGAAAAUCUCCAAGAGCAACUUAGAGAUAAGGAAAAGCAGAUGAGCAGCUUGAAGGAGCGAGUCAAAUCCUUGCAGGCUGACACCACCAACACUGACACCGCCUUGACUACUUUGGAGGAGGCCCUUGCCGAGAAGGAGCGGACAAUCGAACGCUUGAAGGACCAGCAGGACCGAGAUGAGCAAGGAAAGCAGGAGGAAAUUCAUAACUACAAAAAAGAUCUUAAAGACCUGAAAGAAAAAGUCAGCCUAUUGCAAGGCGACCUCUCAGAGAAAGAGGCUUCACUCUUGGAUCUGAAAGAGCAUGCUUCUUCCCUGGCUUCCGCAGGACUGAAAAAGGACUCACGGCUUGAGACACUAGAAAUUGCUUUGGAGCAGAAGAAGAAAGAGUGUCUGAAGAUGGACUCGCAGUUGAAAAAGGCACACGAGGCAGCAUCGGAAGCCAGAGCCAGUCCAGAGAUGAGUGAUCGAAUACAGCAAUUGGAGAGAGAGAUUGCCAGGUACAAAGAUGACUCUAGCAAGGCCCAGGCAGAAGUUGACCGCCUCUUGGAAAUCUUGAAGGAGGUGGAAAAUGAGAAGAAUGACAAAGAUAAGAAGAUUGCUGAGUUGGAAAGAAUCCUGUUUUGGUGGUGCAGCUCUUGGGAUCAGUGCUCUGAGCACCCAGCAGAAGAGGCUCUGAAUGCUUCGGGCUCAGUUAGUCAAGCACCGUGAGCUGCAACAGGGAACAUACAGACAGGAGGCCAGGUGCGCUGAAUCGACAGUCCUGAGUUUUGAAGUUUUCCUGGAGGGGACGUGAGGGGAUUUCUCCAGGAUCGAUGGAACUCCUUUUGUGGUGCUUCAGUGCUUCCACCAUGAAGCGCUCAUUUCCCUAUGCACGUCCCCCCGCCCCACCCCACUGUUUCCUUUACUCUCUCUCCUCCCACUCCCAAUUCCCAGAAGAAGAUCUAGGAAUCAGGUCCAAACAUAAGAUCUUUGGAGAAUCCUUGCGUGUGUUUUUUUAAAUUUUUAUUGGAGUACAGUUGAUUUACAAUGUUGUGUUAGUUCCGGGUGUACAGCAAAGUGAAGCAGUUAUACAUAUACAUAUAAUCCACUCUUUUUUAGACUCUUUUCCCAUACAGGUCAUUACAGAGUACUGAGUAGAGUUCCCUGUGCUAUACAGUAGGUCCUGAUUAGUCAUCUAGUUUAUAGGUAGUGUUGUGUAUAUGUCAAUCCCAAUCUCCCAAUUUAUCCCUCUCCCCUCCCCACUUUCCCCCCCUGGUAACCAUAAGUUUGUUUUCUACACCUGUGACUCUAUUUCGAAUCCUUGUGUUUUACUCUCGUCCUGAAACUAGAUAAAGCCUAGUCAUCAAUCAACAGGUGAGGAAGUAGAGCCAGGCAUUGGUUGAGUGUUGAUGUUUCUGGUACAAGCUGACUCUCCGCUCAUCAUCCCACACCUUCAUCAGCCAUCAUCAUGCUGUCUGUCACCUCCUCUUCUCUGAAGAAGGCCCGGGCCAUCUUUUGAAAAUACAAAGUCCAGCAUUGAGACCCUCCCAACUGAGAGAGCAGGAAGGGCCAGGGCUGCUGAGGUGUGCUCCCUGAACCCCACUCAGGGGAUCUGUGUUGUUCCCACCUGGGUGUAUUGUGUGGACCCCUAAAAUUCCUCCAAACCUCUGCCUCUGCGCUUCCAGAUUGCCCCUGAAAGAAAUGAACAAUAAUCAUAAUACCCACCACGUACUGACCGCUGGUCUCUUGAGGGCUGCCUUGCCAUUGGACAACAUUUGUUGAGCUCCUACUGUUUGCCAGACAGCGGGUACAUGCUUUAUGUGUGUUUAGCCCUUCUGACAACACAGUGAUUUAGGACCUGUUAAUAUGUCUAUUUUGCUGAAAUGGAAACUGAGGUUCAGAGUGGUUAAAUAACAAGGAAAAGUCCAUGUUUUUACCCCCUACACUAAUAUAUAUGUAUAUUUGUGUAUAUAUAUUCUAUAUAUGUAUAUUUAACAUGUAUAUGAUGUUGACUGAAAAAAAUGCACAACCUCAAAGUUGAGAAAUAUGUUUUAUUGGGUGGGCAAAACUGAGGACUUAAGCCUGGGACACAGCCUCUCAGCUCUCUCUGAGGGACUGAUCCAAAAAGGAGAGGGAGGAGCCAUCAACUAUAGGAGUUUUUGCAACAAAGACCAGGUAAUCGGAACAUGGAAAGAUUCCUGUUAAUUAAAGAAAACCAGACAUCUCGAGUUAAUGAAUUUUUAGUGUUUUUCUGUGUAUGGGAAGAUGCAAAAGUCUGGGCUCACUGAAAUCCUUCCUUUGAUAUGCACCUCAGCUAUGUGGGCCAGUAUCCUGUGCUUUCUCAUCCUGAGUUCCCUCGGGGUGCACCAUCAGGGGAGGCUGUGGCAGUUGACUGCUAGAUGGUGGGCAUCCUGUUUCCAUCCUGAGUUUCCUCAGGGUUCACUCUUGGGGCGGCUAUAAUGUGAUGGCUUGAUGGCUGCAACAUCCUUUGUUUACUGAUAUGGCAGGCAACAUUUUUUCAUUGACAAUUAUAUAUAUACAAUCGACACUGUUCGUGUUACAUAUAUUAUCUAUUUUACGUGCUACGCGUUUUUUAGACUCUUUGCAAAAAACCUUGCAAGGUAGGUGUUAUUCUUUACAUUUUGUGAAAAAGAAAUUAAAGCCUCUAACAGGCUGAGAAAUUUGUCAGGUCACUACAUCACGAUUAACUAGUCAGUGAACAAGAUUUUGAAUCCAAGUAAUCCUUUUGUGAAAACAAAACCCCCCCAAAAACAAAGAAACUAUGUUCUUUCCAUGCUCCAAAAUAUAUUUUGGUCAAGUGACUUAAGAAACUCUCCCUUAAGCUUGUCUAAAGCAGAAAAUAAGACAACAGUGCUUGACUGGAAAUUAUCAAAAGGCAGGAUCAAGCAGGAAUAAUGAAAGGGAGCCUGAGGUUUCCGGGGAUGAACCCACUGGCUAAAUAGGCCCCUGGAAACAGAAACCCACUUUUUUUUUUUUUUUUAAUUCAUUUGUAUAUUUGUUUAUUGACUGUUUUCCUCCAAUAGAAUGUAAUCUUUUUUUUUUUUUAACAUCUUUAUUGGAGUAUAAUUGCUUUACAAUGGUGUUAGUUUCUGCUUUAUAACAAAGUGAAUCAGCUCUACAUAUACAUAUAUCCCCAUAUCUCCUCCCUCUUGCUAGCUCAUGAUUUAGGACCCACGCACAGGAGAAUUCAGGCUGCAUUAAUAGAAAAAUAUGACUUGCAGCCCUGGAGAUGUGGCUUCAGAGGAAAUGAUGACUUAAUGCUUGUGAUCUGUAAGAAUGUUGGUGUUUUGGGUCAAAUAACCUAUGCAUUUUCUCAAGGGAGGUAGGUUUGGGGGGAAAAGGCAAUAAUUAAACUGAACAUACCAACAAGGAAAAAAUAAUUUAACUGUUACGAUGACUCAUUUAGUUGGCAGCUUCAGGUAAUGAGGUGCUCUGGAUUAAUUUUCCUGAGAGCAGAAACAUAUCCCUUUAAAUGAUGAAGCAUGUUAUCUUCAUCAAUCUUUGAAGAAAAUAUUUCCAAGGUACAUUUUAUAUUCUCUUUUGUCAGUAGUAUUCUUGACAAUUUUUAGGACUAGAGACAUAGUUUUGUUUUUGUUUUUAAAGAGUUUAAAGAACGAUUUGAUCUUUGAAAAUCAUGUUACAUCGUUGGUCCCCAGUGUUUUCAUCUACAGUAUGUGAACUUUGGGUUAGAUGAUCAUCAAGGUUCCUUCCAUCUCUAAUAUUCUCUAAGUAAAGGGCUCUUGUGCACAAUAAAAUUUAAAACAUAAGAAUCAUCGAGGGGGCUUGUUAAAAAUGCAGAUUCUUAGGUAUCAUUGUUGGAGGUUCUGAUUCAGUUGGUUUGAGUGAGGCAAGAGAACCUGUAUCAUAAAUGGGUGCAUACCCAUGGCCAUUUUGAUGACCUCAUUUUGAGAAACUGAUUCUCUUUCCAGCCUCAGAUAACAGAUGUCAUAACCAUUUUUGGCCACCAGGGUACCGUUGCUGCCCUGCCCUCAGUGGUGUGAAGUUGUAAGGGGCUGACCAGACCCAGAGGCCUGUGCUUUGAUAGUUUGCUUCUGAUCCCAUCCUCAGUAUUAACUGUCACUUAGUUAAUGUAGCUGCUGAGGAAAACCAGAUAAUCGAGCUGCAAAUUAGGUGCCCUGCAUUUGUACCUAUGAGUCAUUAAGUUUUCAUCUCAGGCUGGGUAGGGGCGAGGGGAGGACUUCCAUUUUCUCCUGUAGUCUAAAGUGCAUAAAUGAGCCACGGCUAUCUUAGACCCUGUUUGGAGGUCUCUUACUCUUCGUUCGUGUUCUUUGUCAUCCUCAGAGUCAAGUUUCUGGAAGGGCGACAUCAGGAGAAGUGGCAGAUUUCUGUGUAAAUAUGUUAACAUUUCAUAGUGAGGUUUGGGGUCAGGGCUGUCCCUGACUUCUCUUUUAAAUUUCUUUAUUUUUUAAACAGUUGUAUUGAUGUAUAAUUCACAUGCCAUACAAUUGACUCUUUUGAAGUAUAUGCAAUUCAGUGGUUUUUAGUAAAAUCUGUGAAUUUAUAGAGUUGUAUGCACCUAUCAUGUAAUCUAAUUUUUGAACAUUUCCAUCACCCUCCAAAAGAAACCUUGUGCCUAUUUGGAAUCACUCUCAUUCCCACCCCCAGACCCAUUCAACCGAUAAUUUACUUCUUACCUCUAUAGAUUUGCCUUUUGUAGACAUUUCAUAUAAAUGGGCUCAUACCGUA